CUUAGAGCCCGAGCGGAGGCGGUGUGGAGCGUUUCUCCUCUCAGCGGCUCGGGAACCAGUGUGUGGUGCGGGGCUGCGGCUGAGCCUCUAGAUAGAAGGCGCAAGAGGUUGGCAGCUUCGAUUGAAGCACGUCGGGCGUCGAGAGCAGCUAGAAGUCAUGAGCGACAGCGGCGAGCAGAACUACGGCGAGCGGGAAUCCCGUUCUGCUUCCAGAAGUGGAAGUGCUCAUGGAUCUGGGAAAUCUGCAAGGCAUACCCCUGCAAGGUCUCGCUCCAAGGAAGAUUCCAGGCGUUCCAGAUCAAAGUCCAGGUCCAGAUCUGAAUCUAGGUCUAGAUCCAGAAGAAGUUCUCGAAGGCAUUAUACAAGGUCACGAUCUCGGUCCCGCUCCCAUAGAAGAUCCCGUAGCAGAUCUUACAGUAGAGAUUAUCGAAGACGGCAUAGCCACAGUCAUUCUCCCAUGUCUACUCGCAGGCGUCAUGUUGGGAAUCGGGCAAAUCCUGAUCCCAACUGUUGUCUUGGAGUAUUUGGAUUGAGCUUAUACACUACAGAAAGAGAUCUAAGAGAAGUGUUCUCUAAAUAUGGCCCAAUUGCUGAUGUGUCUAUUGUAUAUGACCAGCAGUCUAGACGUUCAAGAGGAUUUGCCUUUGUAUAUUUUGAAAAUGUAGAUGAUGCCAAGGAAGCGAAAGAGCGUGCCAAUGGAAUGGAGCUUGAUGGACGUAGGAUCAGAGUUGAUUUCUCUAUAACAAAGAGACCACAUACCCCAACACCAGGAAUUUACAUGGGGAGACCUACCUAUGGCAGCUCACGCCGUCGAGAUUACUAUGACAGGGGAUAUGAUCGAGGCUACGAUGAUCGGGACUAUUACAGCAGGUCAUACAGAGGAGGAGGUGGAGGAGGAGGAGGAUGGAGAGCUGCUCAAGACAGGGAUCAGAUAUACAGAAGACGGUCACCUUCUCCCUACUAUAGUCGUGGAGGAUACAGAUCACGUUCCAGAUCUCGAUCAUACUCACCUCGUCGCUAUUAAAGCAUGAAGUUGAAGACUUUCUGAAACCUGCCCUAGAGUUGGGAUAUUGUUUGUGGACAAUAUUUUUUAUUGUCUCCUGUUUAAAAAGUGAACAGUGCCUAGUGAAGUUAGGUGACUUUUACACCUUUUAUGAUGACUACUUUUGGUGGAGUUGAAAUGCUGUUUUCAUUCUGCAUUUGUGUAGUUUGGUGCUUUGUUCAAAGUUAAGUGUUUUCAGAAAAGUAUGUUUUGCAUGUAUUUUUUUACAGUCUAAAUUUUGACUGCUGAGAAGUUUCUAUUGUACAAAACUUCAUUUAAUGGUUUUUCUACUGAAUCCAGGGUAUUCUGAAGAUCGAAGCCUGUGUGUAAAAUGCUACCAAAUGGCAAAAAGCAACAAUAAAGUUUGGUUUUUACUUUUCUUUCUAACAUAUCAAUGGUUAGCAGAACUGUUCAGAAUAGACUGUCAGUAGUAAAUUCAAGACAAAAAUGCCCAUUUUCCUCCAGUCCAUAAAACAUACCAUACUUAAUAUACCUGCAAUUAAGUGAUAAAAAUUAUGCUCUGUAACUCUAUACUGCUAGUAUUAGACCUAAAGAUCUUUCAAUACAGCAAAUGCUUAAUGCUUAAUAUAAAUGUGAAUUUGUCGGCGUUUAUAUAAUCUGUAUUAUAUAUAGCAGGGAAUAAGAUAAGAGUUACACAAUGAAUGCCUUUAAAAGGCUAUUUCUUAAAGCUGUUACAAGGGGAUAAUGGUAUUUCAACUAGUUAUCAGCAAGUGACAAUACAUUCCACCACAAAUGUACUCUUGUUCUUCUAGCUUUUAGAUUAUAUGGAAAAACUGGGUGCUUCAGAGUUUGAGAAAAAGAGAAGGGAACACUACACCUGUGUUGUGGAUGAACUGAAGACUUUGCCUGUUCAUUUUUUAAAUAUUAUUUUCAGGUCCUUUGCUUACCAAAGGAGGCCCAAUUUCACUCAAAUGUUUUGAGAACUGUGUUUAAAUAAACGCAAAUGAAAAGAGUAAAAGGCUGGUACAACUCAGUUUAUAAAGAUUUUGUUUUAACCUUGCUACAUAUAUAAUUAAGAGUUCUUUUGGAUUUAGUUGUAUUCUUUUUGUUAUUGUUUUAAAUAGAUAAAUUAUGUAUUCCUGGCAGAUAAAUCAAAGUGAGUAACUAGUAUUGGAGUGAUCAUCUCCACUUGCGGAUGGUGUUAUAUUAAAAUAACUAGUCUCCACACUUGCCCUGAAGGUGCCUGAAAUGCACAUUCUUCUUAGUUUAGGUUAUUUUUCAUGGUCAGUUCUAGCGAAACUGCUAUAGGCAGGUAAUUAAAGUUUGUUGGCCUGCUGAUCUUUGUAUUAUUACUUAACAUACAGUAUAGUGUGUCCCAGGUACUUUGUAAAGCACUUCCUAUAUAUUAAUAUGUUCAGUCUACAUCAAUCAAAAUGGUGUAGUAAUUUACCUUAGGUCAAACAGCUAUUUAAAACAGCAAUGCUGGGAUCUGAACUUGACCAGUCUCAAUCCAUACUCUGUAUUCUUAAUCAUGAUGUCAUUCUGCCUCUAAUCUGGGUAACCAGAUGAUUAAAGAUACUGGUAAUGGAGUGUAGGCAUUAUUUGUAGGCCUAAAUUUGCCAAACUUACUGGACAGGUUGAGAUAGGCUGAAGAGUGGUGAAACUCCUUUCCUGUUCUGGGAUAAGAAAGCAAGUAGUAAUCUGUUAGUGUGCUAUGAAGGUGGUCACCUGGUUUACAAAAAGGGUUUUUUGUAAGCCAUAAAACAGUAUAUAAGCAUAAGAAUUUUGAAGACCAUGCAUAUGGAAGGUAAAUGGUCACUCCCUCGGAGUAGAAUUUGGUUCAAACAGGUCCUUUUAAGACUUAACUGUUCACAAUGUGGAACAUUUUGUUCCCAUAAUUAAAGCUUUCUUACAUUUAAUUGCCAACCUUUUUUGUCACCUUUGGGGGAUCUCAGAAUACUCUCCGAGUGUAUCUGAUCAACUGUUGCUGCAUAAUCAGUCAUUAAAACUCAGAGGCACACAACAGGUACUUAGCUGCUGAUCUCAUCCAGGCUCUCACUCAUCUGUAGGACAGCUGGGGUUGACUGAUAGACUGCAGGUGUGUGCAUCUGUUCCCCAUGGCUCAGCCUCCUUGGAAGAGUGAGCAAACCAGCACAUUUCUCACUGUGAUGUGGAAACACAAGAUCACGUUCACUCAUCCAAGUACAUUUCAAGCCUCUGCUUGUAAUAACAUUACAUCUUUUCUCAUAGGCAAAAGCAAGUUUUCCAAGCUGGUAUUAGAUAGAUAGGUGUCAUUUUCUCAGCUUCCCAGCAUGCAGACCUGCCAUUGGGAUAUUCCCCAAACUGAGUCCUGCUGAGAGGCAGAGCCCAUCUACCACCACAGAUGCCCCAAAUCCCAGAUGCUUGUUUACCCAUCCUUUGCAUCUACAGCAUAUGCCUGUGAACUAGGCUUGGUCAGUCAGGUGUAUGCAAACUUUAAACCUUAAACCCAAGAAGUGUAGGGAUAGUAGAAAAUUAUUCAAGUGAGUAGAGUGGAUGAUAAGUGCCUUAAAGAUGUCAGCAAUAUGUGAGGGGCAGUGUGGAACUAGAGGAUAGGGGGGUGGUUAUCUCUCUAGUGGGCAGAUUCCUUGUCUGGUGUCAGUGGCAACAGUGGGACAGGCUGUGGUGUCCACAGUUUGGCAGUGGUGAUGACCUCACUGGACUGACUUCAUGGUGUGGCUAUUAAACUUCCAAGCCUGAUUCUUUCUCCUUUCCUCCUGCAGUCUGCAAACUUAAAAACAGACCCCCAAAAUCUCCUAUAUCUGCUUAAGUCAGCUGGCAUUUUUUAUUUAUAAUCAAGAAUCUUGACUGAUAA
Physeter macrocephalus (sperm whale) is the source of this 3857-nucleotide messenger RNA. RefSeq names its product transformer 2 beta homolog (gene TRA2B). Gene Ontology annotation, cellular component: spliceosomal complex. Gene Ontology annotation, molecular function: RNA binding. Gene Ontology annotation, biological process: positive regulation of mRNA splicing, via spliceosome. The coding region runs from base 158 to 1024 and encodes 288 amino acids. Lineage: Eukaryota; Metazoa; Chordata; Mammalia; Artiodactyla; Physeteridae. The record is from RefSeq and is a predicted model, not a curated record. The transcript is spliced from 9 exons.